AUGUCAGUAACUAAUGAUACUCCUCCUGAUAAUGAACUGAGGAAUGGAACGAUUAACAAUGUGAGCGCUUCGAUAUCCGAAGAGGAAUUCUAUCGUCUUCAGGAACAGCUUCUGGAACUACGGAAGCGUAACUAUGAAUUGUUGGAAGAGAACAGACGUCAACAUAAUUACAUAACUAGUUUAUCUUCUAAAGGCACGGAUGCAUUGCUGUUUGCGUCUAAGCUUGUUGGUCGCAAGAAAGACAAGGACAACUCAAAUGAAAAGCUAGAAAAUGAAGUUCGCCUUCUGCAGCAUAAAUUGUCAUCACAGGAAGAAGAGUUCCGGUUGCAACAGUCAACGCUUCUUUCAGAGUUGAAUAAG
Loa loa (African eye worm) is the source of this 360-nucleotide messenger RNA. RefSeq lists its product as hypothetical. NCBI's taxonomy places the organism in Eukaryota, Metazoa, Nematoda, Chromadorea, Rhabditida, Onchocercidae. The transcript is spliced from 2 exons. The annotation marks the transcript as partial. Gene Ontology annotation, biological process: regulation of neurotransmitter receptor transport, endosome to postsynaptic membrane; regulation of recycling endosome localization within postsynapse; neurotransmitter receptor transport, endosome to postsynaptic membrane. Gene Ontology annotation, cellular component: extrinsic component of postsynaptic early endosome membrane; postsynaptic recycling endosome; glutamatergic synapse. The record is from RefSeq and is a predicted model, not a curated record.